UAUACCCAAAGGACAUCAAGAUCGGUGGUUCUGUCGGUGAAAGGUUGUCCUCCUGAGCAGCAGCACACAAUACGGGAGCAUUUAUUUCAUUCCUACACACCAAGAACUACAUAUACUCCAGCAUGCAGUAAGUAAGGAAAAGGCCCGUUUGUGUGGAACCCAGCAGCAGCACGACAGCAGUGCGGAGAGAAAGUGCGAGGAGAAAGCAUAGUGGGAAAAACCGAGGCGAGAUAUCUCCACCCGUCAGUCAGCAGCCCAUGUUAGAAGAACUGCGGGGAGCGUAGUUUCCGACCCGAUUCGGAGGACUGUUCUCAUCCUCCUCUCGCAUGGCGGGCUGCUUAUGUUCAUGUCACCAUCGGAUACUUUCUCUUAUUUUCACUCUCCUUCUUUCCCUGUAUGUAGGGCAAACUAAGCCAGUUUCAAACAGUAGUCACAACUAUCCAGUCAACUCUCUGCUCUCCGCUGCUCCACCACGACGACCACUUCACUAUCUUCGAGAACCGCUGCUACUGCUGCUCUUCUUUCUCUCUGCUUGCUCUCCUCUCCAAAAUAAACAUCUCCAAUUAUUGGGUGCUGAUCUUUUCUACUUUCUCUCUCUUUCCUUUCCAAUUAGCCAAUACCACUUGGUGACGCAAGAGUACAAAUUAUUACCUCAAAUCGGUUACAUACAUACAAUCGCUCGCUCGAGGAAAUUGGACGGGUUUGUGUGCAGAAUAGUUUUGACGAAAUAAAGAAACGCUUCACGAAACGAGUAAUAAUGGAGCAUGUGUAACACAAGUGAAACGACAAUUUUCUGCCUUUUUCAUUAUUACCGCACGUAUAAUUAAUCGGGUUGCCUCUGUCUGAAACAUAAUUUAAACCAGUACCUUCAACUUAUCAUCUACCUAUGUACGUAUUUAUACCAUUGGGUUAAAAAGGAUUAAUAUUAACUAGUGACCUCAUCAGUAAGUUGUAAAUUCUGACGCUUUUCUCUCACAAUCGAUCCUCCGAGGGAAUCGAUUGGUUGGUGGAGAACUUGAUGGGAAAUAAUUUGUCGAAAUGUAUUAUUAAAGUAGUAGUCUCAAUGCUGACUUGACUGCGGUGUGGGUGACGUGAUGGGAUUCAGAAAGUAGAAAACUGAAAAAAUACGUGCUCUCUCCCCAACAAAUACAAAGCAACAAACAAACAACUCUUAUUUAUACAUACGUUGAUUGUUUUAAGAGGAAAAUCGAUUGUUUUCUUUUCUACUCGUCGUCAAAUUCGUGUGUCUUACAUGAAGUGCUUUUGUUUGAAUAAAUGUGUGCAGGACGUGACGCUGUGUUAAUUGAUUGACGUGAUUAGCACUGAACAAAUCGUUAGCAAAGUAAUAAAUAAUUUGACUGGAUCGGUGAUUGAACGAGAACCUCGAGAAGAGAACCCGAGAAUGACGAGGAAGUGAAACCAUGAGAAGGAGGUGGCGGAUAACAUCAACACUUUGACAACGCUUCACGACCACGACUACCGUGCGUGUGGAUUUAUCAGAGGAGGAGGAAAUUGAAAUAUUGUCGCAAUGGAGACCGCGUGGGGCGCCACGAAUUUAAACAACAAACCGGAAGAGUACAGUUCAAGUUCGGAACGAGAAGCGCGUUCAAUCGCGUUGGAAAAGGCCUACGUUCACGACGUGUACUCUCAAAUCGCCUCCCACUUUUCAGACUCUCGCUACAGGGCUUGGCCAAAGGUCAAACAAUUUCUCCUCGAGUUGGAACCAGGCUCCAUUGUAUGUGACGUGGGAUGUGGAAACGGAAAGUACUUGGAUAUCAACCCAUCCAUUUAUAAAAUUGGAAUUGACAGUUGCUCAAAUCUUACUGGUGCUGCUCGCGAGAAGAACCACGAGGUGCUUAUCAGCGACAAUCUCAACAUCCCAUUUCGUGAUGAAAGUAUGUAUCAACAUUAAAUUAUAGCGUUACAUAUAUUUGUAAACUACCAUUCCGUAUUUAAAUAAGCUUCAAUCGAGGAUAGGGCUAACUUUUAGAUAAACUUUGAA
This is a messenger RNA of Folsomia candida, 2002 nucleotides long. Its product is annotated as probable tRNA methyltransferase 9B. The coding region runs from base 1529 to 1912 and encodes 127 amino acids. Gene Ontology annotation, biological process: tRNA wobble uridine modification. The transcript is spliced from 4 exons. NCBI's taxonomy places the organism in Eukaryota, Metazoa, Arthropoda, Collembola, Entomobryomorpha, Isotomidae. The record is from RefSeq and is a predicted model, not a curated record. Gene Ontology annotation, molecular function: tRNA binding. Gene Ontology annotation, cellular component: nucleus; cytoplasm.